Amoebophrya sp. A120 is the source of this 406-nucleotide messenger RNA. The record is from the annotation of a GenBank genome assembly. NCBI's taxonomy places the organism in Eukaryota, Dinophyceae, Syndiniales, Amoebophryaceae.
CACGAAGAAGGGCCGCCGGGCGUUCGAUUGUCGUGAGGCGAGACCGCCGGGGGGCCCCUCCACCCUUGCGGCGGGGUGCCAGCUCCCGUCGUCCGGAAUUAGACCAACCUACCCCCCCCCCCUUUCGCCUUGGCGAAAGGGGGUCCAAUUGUUGCACAGCCUCUUAGUCCAAUUGUUGCACAGCCUCUUUAAGAGGCUGUGCAACAAUUGGACCCCCAACAAUUAGACAAUUGGACCCAAAAUAUAUGUAAGAGUCUUACAUUUAUUUUGGGUAAAUAAAGUAUUCACAUUGUGCCACUCGUUUUGGUGCAAAUCCAAUUUGAAAAGCUAGUAUGCAAGCAGACUGACAAAUGAAAACGUGAAAAAUGCAGCAACCGAAGAAAUGAAUAACAAUAAAGUGAUGUAU